Drosophila suzukii is the source of this 567-nucleotide messenger RNA. RefSeq lists its product as uncharacterized. Lineage: Eukaryota; Metazoa; Arthropoda; Insecta; Diptera; Drosophilidae. The record is from RefSeq and is a predicted model, not a curated record.
CCCCAAGGAACUCCAACAGUAGUAGUAGUAGUAGACAGUAGUAGUAGGGUUUGGUACCCUAAACUCCAAAUCACACCCAUCUUAGAGAAAAACACUCACAUACCUGAUAAACAUGAAGUGCACCAUCAUCUUUGCUGUGAUCUCCGUGAUCAUCAGUUUGAGCCUGAUUCAAGCAGCUCCCAUCGGCGAUGACACCAAGGAUCCAGGAUUCGUUUCGGCCACGGAUAUUACAGGAGAGCCAGUGCGCCAAAAGCGAGCCAGUGCGGAUUAUUACCAGGGCGACUAUUUCAUCUGCUAUCCCAAGAGUGCAGUCUACGGAAAGCAUGGAAACGGUGGAUCCAAUCGCAGAUCCUACGAUUCGGAGGACUAUGCCCCACACUAUCUGGCCGAUGAUCCCUUGGCUGUCCGCCAGGCUCGUGCUGAUGCUAGAAGAGCCGCCUACACCGACAGCUUUGGAAAAUAAGCCAAGGAAUACCAGAUAUUAGAUGGAUACCAAAAAACACAUCUUCAAAGUUAGGGAGAUACACAGGUCUAGCUAUAAAAGUUGUACAAAUAUUGUUAUUAUUA